Messenger RNA from Thermothielavioides terrestris NRRL 8126, 1667 nucleotides. RefSeq lists its product as uncharacterized. The transcript has 3 exons. The record is from RefSeq and is a predicted model, not a curated record. Bases 24 to 1121 code for a protein of 365 amino acids. Lineage: Eukaryota; Fungi; Ascomycota; Sordariomycetes; Sordariales; Chaetomiaceae. Gene Ontology annotation, cellular component: cytosol; peroxisomal matrix. Gene Ontology annotation, molecular function: protein binding. Gene Ontology annotation, biological process: protein import into peroxisome matrix.
GCAGUCGACGGCGACUUGCCGCCAUGGCGUCCAUGCUAGAAUUCCGCACGCCGGGCUUCAAUCCCUAUGCGGUCAAGUACUCGCCCUACUACGACUCGCGCCUUGCCGUGGCCGCAUCCGCCCAUUACGGCAUCGUCGGCAAUGGUCGCCUGUUCGUGCUCGGCCUGGGCCCCGGUGGCAUCCAGCUCGAGAGGGCCUUUGAGACCAACGAUGCGCAGUACGACCUCGUGUGGUCCGAGAUCAACGAGAACCAACUCCUGGUUGCCUGCGGUGAUGGCUCGCUCAAGCUGUUCGACCUCGCCGCCGGCGAUUUCCCCAUCAUGAGCUUUAGCGAGCACAAGCGCGAGGCCUUUUCGGUCUGCUGGAACCCCAUUACCAAAGACAGCUUCAUCUCGAGCUCGUGGGACGGCACCGUCAAGAUCUGGUCGCCCUCGCGCCCCACAUCCCUCAAGACCCUUCCCGUCGGCACCUGCACUUACUCGGCCUGCUUCUCCCCGACCAACCCCGCCAUCAUCUCGUGCGUGUCCUCCGACUCGCACAUCCGCAUCUUCGACCUGCGCACCCCCGUGUCGGCCAAGUACCACCUGGUCAGCAUCAUCCCGGCGCACGCCCCGCCGCCCGGCCCGACCCUGCCGCUGCUCUCCACCGGCGAGGUCUUCGCGGGCAACGUGCCGGCCGAGAUCCUGACGCACGACUGGAACAAGUACCGCGACACGGUGCUCGCGACCGGCGGCGUCGACCGCCUCGUGCGCACCUUCGACGUGCGCAACCCGGCCGGCGGGCCCCUCGCCGUCCUGCCGGGCCACGAGUACGCUGUGCGCCGCCUGGCCUGGAGCCCGCACGCGAGCGACGUGCUCGCCACCGCGAGCUACGACAUGACGGUGCGCGUGUGGUCCGACGGCUCGCAGCUGCAACCGCGACGACCGCCGGAGCAUCCCAACAGCAACAGCAACAACACCAACAUCAUCCCCGUCGGCACGCAGCUCGGCCUCAUGAACCGCCACGCCGAGUUCGCCACCGGCGUCGACUGGUGCCUGUUCGGCGCCGGCGGCUGGCUGGCCUCGGCCGGCUGGGACCAGCGCGUGCUGGUGUGGGACGCCCACUCCCUGCUGCGCGGCUGAUCUUUUGCUGAGCCGAGUCGAGCUGAGCCGAGCCGCUGCUUCGUGAAGGAGCCAGUCAGGCGGUGUGGGCAAAUUGGGCAAAUGCUGCGCUUGUCUCAACGAGGCACGGAAGAAUGAAAAGGGAAGAUAUGGACAGCGGUUGACGGGUUUACUGUGGUACGGAUGGGCUUUGGAAAGGUCAGGUCCGGUCAGGUACGGGGGUUCUCGGGGAUGAUACGAAAAUGGAUUUAUGGCUGGCCACUGGCCCGAGUAAACGGCGUUUGAAAAAAACGGAUGGAUGGAUGAGACUUGAGGAGCCGCAAAAGACGUUGUCUCCUCAACGAAUCCCGGCGGAUAUUCGUUUUCCUUGCAAGUUCUCCCUGAUGCUAUGCUAUGAAUGUAAUGGGACGACGUCGGAGUCCAUCGACAGACACAGUCCUUCAUGGCAUUAGAUAUGCCGCUGAACAACAGAGCCAACCAUCAAAUGCAAUUCAUUACAUGUCUAUCAUACAUAGGGCUACAUGUCUAUCAUACAGAAGGGGAAACUGCGUCAAAAAUAAACACAAA